CGAGAAAGGGACAUCAACCAAGCAUGUUAGGCGAACGUCGCAAAAACAGCAAUUAGGACUACAGGCAGCCCGUUUUCUUGGUCAUGGACGAGUACCACUUCCCUCCAAUACGACGCAAGUUGGACCUGGAUGGAAUCCCAUUAAGCCUGACGCACAUACAUAGUGGAAGGAGUGAGGAUUUCGGAAAAUCGCUAAGGAUCAAUAUUCUGUAGGUAUUCCGGACUAUUAAUACAAAUCAUCCAGAAAUAUUGUCAAACGCGUCGGACUAGAUUCAAACUUUUAGCUGGGUGCUGAGCACGCAUGCAUAAGUAAGUAUGCAUGUAUGACCACGGUUGAAAGUGAAAAUGGCCAAACGUUUAAAAGUAGCUCUUAUUGGCUACGGAAUUGACGAAAUCAUCGAACUUGUCAAUCGAACUGCCGAUCCCGCUGCAACUCCGCCGCCCCAAACACCGGCGGUUGUGCAGUUAACAAGCGCAGCGUCUGCACAAGAGGACAGCAGUCCGCCGCCGCCAGAAUGUCUCGAAAUUUUGGAAAACGUUUUGAUAGAAUCCCCAAUACCCGAAAAGGCGCCAGAUUCUGAGGCGGGUGAAUUACUGGGACCAAAAGUCGGUAGGUCCAUGUAUGUCCGAACAAUUUUGCCAAAGCCCAACCUAACAUCAGGCUUGAGGACGGGCAGCACAAACACACAUGCCAGCAAGGAAAAGAGCAACGACAACUCUUCAUAUAUGCAAUCUUCUUGCUUGGCGGUCUCCGACUCUGUCAAAGAAACCCGACAACGAUCUUUCUUCAAAAGAUAUGUCAAACUCCCUCAGGGCUUCGAAGAGGCGCCAGGAUUUUUUUAUGCGCAGCAGUGCCCAGGACACUGCGGUCAUUGCGACAGGAACGCAAGCAACAGCAUACGACACACUACGGUUUGCUAUCUUACCAUACGUAUGCCUACAGUGUGGCCUUUGCGCAGAAACUUUAAGACAAAGGGCAGGACAUCGAAAAUGCCCGAAACCAGGACGAACGGCUGUCCAGUAUUUAUUAUGGUAUUAGUGUGCUUUACAAUAAUUAAAUAA
Molecule: messenger RNA, 1061 nt
Organism: Drosophila guanche
Lineage: Eukaryota; Metazoa; Arthropoda; Insecta; Diptera; Drosophilidae
Exons: 3
Coding region: 345-1061 (238 amino acids)
Source: RefSeq, a predicted model, not a curated record